AUGGCUGUUAAGAUCCCGAAAAUGGAAUCUAACGUGACACUAUAUAACGCCAGCUUCCUUGUACGAAAAGCAACAUCGAGCUUUACGAAUGUCACAGUACGAAACGUAAAUAUUGCCAGCAAUGCUUAUGAGUGGCGGUUCGUUCUACCACCAUACUUUCUUAUCUUCAUGCUGUCAAUAUCUGGGAACUGCCUCGUCAUAGCUACCCUAGCUAGCAACAGGCGGAUGAGGACAGUUACGAACGUGUAUUUACUAAAUUUGGCAAUAUCGGAUUUUCUGCUUGGAGUUUUCUGCCUCCCUUUCACGCUCGUGGGGCAAAUUUAUCGGAGGUUUCUGUUUGGCGCCGCACUUUGCAAACUCAUACCUUACUUACAAGCGGUUUCGGUAUCCGUGGACGUUUGGACGCUGGUAGCCAUUUCGCUAGAGAGGUACUUCGCGAUAUGCAGACCACUGAAAUCAAGAAAGUGGCAGACGCAGUGCCACGCAUACAAGAUGAUAGCAAUGGUCUGGGUUUUCUCCGUGGCGCUGAAUUCGCCGAUUCUAAUCGUCUCAACUCUACAACCAAUGAAAGGAAGCGCCUACAAAUGCAGAGAAGUUUGGACUGGCCUGGAACUGGAGAGGGCGUUUAAUCUGGGUCUGGACGCUGCUCUCCUGCUAAUUCCGUUCUUCAUCAUGUCCUUCGCGUAUUCCCUCAUAGUUAAGAAACUCUGGCGAGGGAUGAGGCACGAGAUACAACACAACUUCAAUUGGCAGAAACAUUUGUCGAGGGAAGAAUCUUGCAAGACCAAUCACUUACUUCCCACGACGCCUAUCUUACAAGGCAAUGCUGCAGAAAUGUGUUGCAGGAACGGAUGCACUGCAAAAAAGUCAACCAGGGAAAAUGAGGUGAAGCUGGAAGCUGAGAAAAAAACCCAAAAUUGCUGCAUACACAACGAGUUUGAGUUCAGACACGUGGUCAGAUCGACUCACAUAGAUAAAAGCAUCGAGGCAAAACGAAAGGUAAUCCGAAUGCUGUUUGUGAUCAUUUUGGAGUUCUUCGUAUGUUGGACUCCUCUGCAUGUCAUAAAUACGAUAUACCUCUUUUAUCCUGAGGAGUUGUACUACUACAUCGGGUCCAAGGGUAUCGUCUCCUUGCAGCUACUCGCGUACUGCUCAUCAUGCUGCAACCCCAUCACCUAUUGUUUCAUGAAUAGAAAAUUUCGCCAAGCUUUCAUCUGCCUCUUCAAGAAUUGCAAACUGUUGCGGUGCUGUUUCCCGCAGAGAGCAGAGAGUGGGAAGCAGGUGACCCCGCCGCCGUCGAGCCAGGAGGUCACGGCGUGCGUAAUCAGGGGCAGCCACACCGGACGCACAGAUAAACCGUAUGAAAAUGUGCUAGGAUAUUUCUAG
Molecule: messenger RNA, 1386 nt
Organism: Melitaea cinxia (Glanville fritillary)
Lineage: Eukaryota; Metazoa; Arthropoda; Insecta; Lepidoptera; Nymphalidae
Gene: NGR-A9
Product: cholecystokinin receptor-like
Exons: 11
Coding region: 1-1386 (461 amino acids)
Biological process (GO): neuropeptide signaling pathway
Cellular component (GO): membrane
Molecular function (GO): neuropeptide receptor activity
Source: RefSeq, a predicted model, not a curated record